AUGUUAGUUCGUCGGGCGGCGGAGAAACCACGAUUAUCCUUAUGUUCAAGCAACUCUAUCUGCGUAACCCUUUUGGAUACAGAUUCAGUUAAUGUUGUAUUACUUCAAUUGCAGGGAAAGUUAGACAACAAUCCCAAGGCAUCUGCCCUGAUCGACAAGAUCACACGGACGCUCAAUACGAAAACGGAUACACCCACUUUGGAAUCCCUCUUACAGACCGCUUCGACUGAUAACUCCUCCACAACUACAAAAUCAGGCAAGAAACGACACAAAAAGAAAACCCACCACCCCACUGUACCGCAAGAAGCAGUUGCAGUGCAGAAUUCAAACACAGAUCAACCCAGUCUAGCACAUCACAAAUCUCAGCACGAGGAUAGUUCCGUACCUCCCGGAAAACUAAGCCGCAAUCAGCGUCGCAAAUUGCGAAAGAAACUCAAGGCGAGUGAGGCUGUCCAAGAAAACCAGACUGCUGUUUCUCAGUCCGGUGAAUCUGCCAAAGUGGGGCAAAAGCGACCUUGUCCCGAGAGUCCUGUUAGCACUGAUUCUAAAGAUCAGCAAUCCAUUAAAAAACAACGUACUGAUGGGAAAUCAGAACAGCAACCAGAAAUGAGAUCCGAAUCUAAGUCCGAUGAGCAGGUUCCCACCUUAUUGCCAGCUCCGUCUUCAGAAGAUUCCGAAAUCGAGUGGAAUUUGGAGGAUCCUGUGUCACUUGGAAAACAAGAACUUGAGACAAUCUUAGCUCCUGUUUCAAUAGAUGACUUUUUCAAGUAA
Messenger RNA from Echinostoma caproni, 771 nucleotides. Lineage: Eukaryota; Metazoa; Platyhelminthes; Trematoda; Plagiorchiida; Echinostomatidae. The record is from the annotation of a GenBank genome assembly.